This is a messenger RNA of Lottia gigantea (owl limpet), 963 nucleotides long. RefSeq lists its product as hypothetical. Gene Ontology annotation, biological process: DNA replication. The record is from RefSeq and is a predicted model, not a curated record. NCBI's taxonomy places the organism in Eukaryota, Metazoa, Mollusca, Gastropoda, Lottiidae. Gene Ontology annotation, molecular function: nucleotide binding; DNA binding; DNA-directed DNA polymerase activity. The transcript has 2 exons. Bases 1 to 963 code for a protein of 320 amino acids.
AUGUUCUUCCAACCGAUACCAGCUAAAGAUAAAAUCACUUUCACGAAUAAAGAAGGUAAAAAGGAAACUGGUAACAAAAUCAGGUUCAGAAAUGGUUUCUGUCACGACGUUUUAACAUCGGUCGAUAUUCAAAAAAUAGUGAAAGCCGGUGGACGAAUUAUUAGAAUAUUAGAUGGUAUAGUUUACGAAGAAAAUUUUAAAACUCCACCCUAUAGAGAUUAUAUUUUAAUUUUGAGAGAUUUAAGAAAUAAAUAUAAACGAGAAGGUAAUAUCGUGGGUAGUAACUGCAUGAAAUUAUUAGGUAAUUCCUUGUAUGGUAAAUCAAUUCAGAAAGAUAUAUUCACAACUAGACAUUUAUGGAAUGAAGCAACUUUACAGGCCAACUUUGAUUCACGCGUUAAAACCUAUGAGAAAAUUAAUGAUACUCAAUAUAUUGUUGAAACAGAAUUUGAAGAAAAAGAGAUUACUACCGAAGACAGUAAAUCUACACGACUAACACCUAGUCAUUUGGGAUCAUUCGUUUUAUCCCACAACUAUUGCAAAGGUAAAAACGAUUACGGUGACGGUGGAAUUAUAUUUGGUUUAUAUUUAGCACCAAAAGUCAAAUACAACAUCGUUUUGACAUCUGAUGGUGUUUUAAAAGAAAAGAAAACGUUUAAAGGUUAUUCUAAUGAUAAGAUAAGUGUAGAAGAUUACGUUCAGUUAGCAAGCGGACAUGAUGUGUCGAACGAAUUUAAUAAACCAUGGGAAAAAAGUUUCAUCAAUGGAGUAGUUAUUCCAAAUGAUAAACAAAAGAAAGUUUUAAGAAGUUAUUUGAAUAAUGUUAACAGAAAACCACCAAACAGUGAAGGAAUUAUGUAUCCUUACAACGACAAAGAUGAGUAUAGUUUUGACGAAAACUAUGAAUUUGAUGAUUUCGAUUAUCUUUCUAAUCAAGAAGAGAAUGAAGAUUGUUUUAAAUGA